GUGAGAGGUCACGCGGCCCGGCCUGUAGCCACCACCACCACUGUGGGCCCCCUGUGGGCCAGGCCCCACCACGACUACUACAGCGGCAGCAGCAGCAGCGGCUUGGAACGUCGCGUUAAACGACAACGUCGAAAGUUGCGUGGCGCGUCUCUGUUGUUGUCGUUGUUGUUUGUUCGUGCUAAGAUGGUCGCAGUUUCCCCGUCGACUUAGCCGCGGCGAGAGAGAGAGAGAGCGAGCGCCGAGAGGAGUUGAAAGCGGCGCCAAGUCAAAAUGCCGACUGCGGUACUCCUGGAUACAUCGCUGUCGAUGGUGCGGCCAUCCGGUGGCACUAACGGGCCUGGUGUAGGUGCUGAGGAAGAGCAGCAGAGGAAGCAUCUGGCAGCCCACGGGGUCCGCAUUCUGCUGGAUCACCUGGCCACACACUACCGGCUUGAGUUUACCUCCCUCCUCGCCUUUUCCUCCGUCUGCAGACUGAUUGUACCAUUUACACGAGACUACAGCUCCCUGCAAGAGGGACUGAGCACAGUCGAAGACCAAGACAAAACGUGUUUAGAGGCUGCACUUAAAACCGUGAGCACAAUCGUGCAAGAAGAGUGGGGAGUUGGUAGCAUCUGCCAGGUGGUGUUGGUGACAGAUGGCUGCAUGGGUAUUGGCAAGGGCUCCCUGAGGCAGUCAUUGGCCUCUCUGGGACAGCGCGGUGACGAUCGUGCCUUCCCCCUCCCAUUUCCCUUCCCCUCUAAGCUAUACGUAAUGUGUAUUGCCACCCUGGAGGAGCUGGCCCAGGGCUGUCUGGAAAACUUACAAUGGUUGGUGGAUCGGAAUGGUGGGCACGGCAAAGUGUUUUACAUGGAGGGUCCCCUUUCCACCAAGAACAUGCAGGUCAUGUUCAGCAAAUUGAUAGAGCAGGGAUAUUCAUCAUUCCACACGGUCGUGAAGUGCGGUCACCUGGCAUCAGAAGCGCAGCUUUUUCCACGCCCAGAGCCAGUCCUUCAGGAAGAAGAGGGAGAUACAAGGAACAUCCUGCCUGAAAUACAGAUUGUGGGCUUCCUGGACAUUAACGAUGUGUGCAGCCCUCCCGUUAUCUCUCGCCACCUGGUGCUGCCAAUCGGACACAGCAAAGAGUCAGAGGAUGGUGGGGCAGGUGGCGUAGAGGAAACUGAUGAAGACCCAAGUGCUCAGAACGCUGGCAAGAGGCCGUCUUUCUGUGUCCUCCUGCACGGUAGCCUCAAGGUGGAAGGCAUGGUGGCCUUGGUGCAACUUGGGCCGGCAUGGUUCGGGAUGCUAUACUCGCAAGCUGACAGCAAAAAGAAGUCGAACCUGAUGAUGUCCGUUUUUGAACCUGGCUUUGAUACCUUACCAUGGCUGGGGAAAUUCACACAGCUGGGCCCCAUCUCUGAUUUCGCAGAAAACCCGUAUGGGGAGGAUGACACUCGGACGCCAUUUCCCAUGAUCCCGGCCACCAAGCGCAGCUAUGCUCAAAACGUCGUGGUGUGGAUUAAGCAAGGUGGCCUCCAGACGGAUGUGCAAAAGAUUCUGAGAAAUGCCAGGAAACUUCCAGAAAAAACACAAACCUUCUACAAGGAAUUGAACCGGCUGCGCAAGGCUGCCCUGGCAUUCGGCUUCCAGGACCUGCUGACCGGCGUAGCGGAGCUGCUGGAGCGGGAGUGUUCGCUGUUGCCCGAGAAGACGCAUCCUGAUGCUGCCUUCCAGCUCAGUCAUGCCGCCAAGCAGCUGCGGAGGUCGGCUCGCCCGCGUUCUGAGCACGCUCGCUACGAGUGCACCAUCGCCCCGCUCCGCACAAACUUCUCAGGGUGCAGUGCAGAAUAGCGCAAGUAAG
Lethenteron reissneri (Far Eastern brook lamprey) is the source of this 1837-nucleotide messenger RNA. Its product is annotated as integrator complex subunit 14-like. The record is from RefSeq and is a predicted model, not a curated record. Gene Ontology annotation, cellular component: integrator complex. Gene Ontology annotation, biological process: snRNA 3'-end processing. NCBI's taxonomy places the organism in Eukaryota, Metazoa, Chordata, Hyperoartia, Petromyzontiformes, Petromyzontidae.